AUGGGCAGAGAAACUGCAACCUUCCACCUGGCCGAGAGGCCGAAGGGCGAUAUCAUCCCCGGCCAGACGUUCAAGCUUGAGAAGACGGCGGCGCCCACCGCGUCGGACCUCAAGGAUGGCGAGAUCCUCGUCGAGGCGCUGUACCUUUCGCUGGACCCGGCCAUGCGAGGGUGGUUGAAUGACACGCGCUCCUACGUUCCGCCCGUGGCCAUCGGCGAGAAGAUGCGCGGCGCCGCCAUCAGCCGCGUGUUGGCGAGCAAGAGCGCCAAAGUUAAGGAGGGCGAUAUUGUCAACGCGAGCGUCGGCUGGACCGAGGUCGGCAUCGUCAAUGAGAAGCAGUUCGAGAUCAUCGACUUGCCCGAAGGAAGCAAGAUCACUGAUGGGCUGGGUGUUCUGGGCCUCACCGGCCUAACAGCCUACUUCGGUCUCUCUAAAAUCGGCGUCCCCAAAGCUGGCGAGACCGUAGUCGUCUCCGGCGCCGCGGGCGCCACCGGCAGCGUAGUCGGACAGAUCUGCAAACUCAAGGGUUGCACCGUGGUCGGCAUCGCAGGUUCAGACGACAAGUGCGCCUGGCUCAAGAACGAACUCGGCUUCGACGCCGCCAUCAACUACAAAUCCGCCACUUUCAAAGAAGACCUCGUGAAGGCAACCCCCAAAUUCAUCGACAUUUACUGGGACAACGUGGGCGGGGAGAUCCUCGAACUGUGCCUCAACCGCGCCGCUUUCAGGUCUCGCUUCAUCAUGUGCGGCAGCAUCAGCGGGUACAACAACCCCAACCGGGCGGCAGAAAAGGGGAUCCGGAACUUGUUCCAGGUUACGGUGCAGCGGAUCCGGAUGGAGGGGUUUAUUGUGUUUGACCAUCAUGAAGAGUAUGCGGCGGCUAGGAAGGAGAUCGGGGGGUGGAUGCGGGAGGGGAAAUUGAAGAGGAAAGAGACGGUGGUGAAGGGCGGGAUUGAGGUUGCGGAUAAGGCGAUUCGGGAUUUGUUUGAGGGGAAGAAUACGGGGAAGUUGCUUGUGGAGGUCAAGGCGUAUGAGGAGAGGGUAGAAGGUUCCAAGCUGUGA
This is a messenger RNA of Pseudomassariella vexata, 1062 nucleotides long. RefSeq lists its product as uncharacterized. The coding region runs from base 1 to 1062 and encodes 353 amino acids. Gene Ontology annotation, molecular function: oxidoreductase activity, acting on the CH-CH group of donors, NAD or NADP as acceptor. The transcript is spliced from 3 exons. The record is from RefSeq and is a predicted model, not a curated record. Lineage: Eukaryota; Fungi; Ascomycota; Sordariomycetes; Amphisphaeriales; Pseudomassariaceae.